AUGCUACACAUAUCACACGCGCAGCGAGCCCGCAACGCUCCACACCGUCAAUCGGUUUUGGAUUUUCGGCAAGGUCUUCGGAAAAAUCCAAAAAAUCAAUGAAUAACCUCAAGAUUUUCAGAAGAUGCCGCCAAAAGUUGGUCUUCUGAAAACAGUUCAUCGUCCUCUUCAAGGUGUUGUUCUUCCUCGAGGAACCUCUCCUACAAUUGCACCUAUCUUCAGGAUUUCUUGAAAAAUAAUCAGAGGUUGGAAUUUGUUCAGUAGGAUUUUUAUUUUUUUGGGAUAGUGCUUGAAAAGAAAAUCAAAAAAUUCACACUUUUCAAUAUUUUUUAUCUAGAAGAGUAGAUUUUUGAAGAAAUAAUUUGGCAGUUAUAAUUUGUUCAAAUUCCAAAAUGGCAGUCCCAAAGUUUCAGAACUUGAAGUUUGUAGUACCAAACUCGAAGCUGGGAAUAAAUUUCGUUCUCUCAUUGUCAAAAACAGUUUCUGGGAAAAAUUUUAGGGGUCACUAUAGGGUUUUGGACGUUUAAGUGACCACUAAAGUAGUCAAAUUGACGGCCACUCAAGGGGUUAAAAAUUAGUGGCCACUAUAGAGGUCUAAGUGCUAAUACUAGACCACUUAAAAUUUUAGUGGCCACUUUAGGGGUCAAUGGUUUAACAUAACUAAUCCAACCUGUUUUUUUUUAAUUAUCAGAGUUACUGGAUGAAUAACUACUGAAGUGGCCACUAAAUAGAGAACCUUUAUAGUGGCCACUAAAACGGGAAAUAGUGGUCACCUCUCCAAGUAGCCUAUUUUAGGUCUCAUUUCAAACAGUUUUUCUAAAUGUAAAGUUUCAUAAAUUUUAGAAAUAGCCUGCACAAAAAUGAACGUUUCACAUUGAAAAAUGACCAAUUCCGUGUAUUUCUCUGAUUUUUUCGUACAAUGAAUCCCUCAAAAUCGUUUUGAAAAACUGAACAACAAUUCCUUUCAGGUGUAACAAGCUUGCAAAGAAUGCAGUAGCCAACUAUAAAAAAUCAUCGAACUUUGGUUUCGCUUAUGUUUAAUCAUUUUUGAAACAUAAAAGUCAAAUAGAGACUUUUUUUCGAAAUAAUUUAAAAGCCGCAAGAAUCUUCAGGACGCCAUCAGAAGACGUCGGAAAGCUACGGGGGGAGGUCCAGGACGAGUAUUACAAAGAGACGGACGUGUCUCGAAAACGCGAAUGUUUACUGGAUGCGAUCGCGCUGCUCAACGUUCUCAAGGAGCAAACCGUUCAGAUCCGACGUGAAGGUUUUGAUAAAUAGUUCACUUAUAGUCUGUGUACCACGACUUGUAAUUUCACCAAACGACAUUCCGCUGUGCGCCUUUGCGAACUUUGGUCGCGCUUCUAAUUUUUUUUUUCUUUAAUAAAGGUGCUCUACUUUCAUUUGCUCCCACAGCAAUAACAAUCAAUUGAAAGCGUGACCUAGAUUCGAAAGACGCUCCGCGAACGCACGCAGCGGAACAGCGGAAUGUCGUUCCGUGAAAUUUCAAAUCAUGGCGUACAGACUAUACCACAUGUAAUUUUUGAAAAUGAUAAAGUCAUAAUUAUUUUCCAUUUGCGCCUUUGAAAAUCCCUUCUUCAGAAGACACGAACCUCGCCUUUUUUUUGGCCGAAUAUCAAAAUUUCGUCUAUUGGGUCUACUCGACGAUCCGUUUUUCAAUGUUCAUGAGUGAGAUGGAGCGACAUUUCCAGGAUCUCAAGGUUCGUUUUUUUCUUUAAGGCGAUCAAAAUUGGGCUUCGCAGUAUAUUUUUAAAAAAUUUCCCCAAAAGAAGAAGCCAGAAAGAUUUGAAACAAAGAAACUGGCUAUUUUUGAGACCCCUGCCGUACAAAAAAUUCUAAAAACAACCAUUUUUGGUCAUUUUUUUCGAGCGGAGAAACCCUAAUGAACGCUAAUUUUUCCGAUUUUUUUCAAAAAAAUAUUUUAUGCCUAUUAUUAUUUCAGGAUCACCAUCGAGUGAUUCUCUCGUCUCUAAAACAGACAUCUGGCGAGUUUCUAACGACAAUCGUCCGAUUUUCCUUCCUUUGUUUGGAAUUUGCCGAGAUUUGCGAUGAAGAAGCGCUUCAUUGGUGUCGCAGUGCACAUACGAGAUGUGAGAGAUUUUUUUCUGGUUCCAAAAAUUUCAAAACUUAUGCCAAGAACUGAUUUACUCAUCAAAAAGUACAAAAUGGAAAAUUUUUUGUGACUUUCAAGAGCUUUACGGGUAAAUUAUAGUCUGUUCGAAUUUUGAACGUCAAGCGGGCUCUCAAGCUCCGCCCCUAAUGACGCGAUAAACCAAUCAGAGAGCGAGCUAUCCACGGCGUGUUUUUGAAUGACCUCACUCUAAUGAAAUUCAAAAUCUGAACGGAGCAUACUAUUUCUACCAUUUCAAAAGUCAUUGCUGAAAUUUUCAUGUGCGCAAAAUCUUUUGUAUAGCUUCAAAAGCCACUGAACAUGUAUCUUCCCCUCGUGACCUAUUAAAAAAAAUUGUCUAUGCGCCUUUAAGAACUACAGCAAAAAUUUUACUGAUUUUUGACUGAGCUUUUUCGUAAUUGUCUGGAUUUUCUCAUACUCCCGAGUACUUUCCUGAAUUCUGUCCUUUAAAAAGGGUCUUUUUUCAAAAAAUGAUGCACCUUCUGAGAACGCAAAAAAAAAAAGUUCAGACCUCAAAAAGAAGGGUCCACGGCGAUCCGACUCGAGCAUCAGCGCCGCCUCAACUUGCAGUGAUCCCGGCGAUCAACUACAAGCCAGGUUAAUUAAUUAAUUGUUUAUGAUUAAUUUUCGCAAAAUGAAAAGCGAUGGAUUUACCGUAGUAACUUUUUUUCGAUAGCGGAACAGUUUUCGGCGGGAAAACCCAAUUAAAAAAAAAUCCCCUUUUUUUCAAUCUUCCCUGAUAGUUAUUUGAUCAUUUUUAUGAUACUAGCUUUUCAGUUGAAUAGAAAAAAAAAUAGAAAACCGGCAAAAAAUCGAAUAUUUUCUAGGCUCGAAAAAAAAAGACUUAUUCAGUGAAACGCAACAAAGUUGCUCCAAAGCAAAAAUUCGAACUAUUUCGGAGAAAGUUUUUCCGGCUUCGAUGAACACUGUAUUGCGUUUUGAAACAUGUUAUUGUUAAUUUUUAUAAAUAAGCCUUGAAAAUUGAAUUUUUCCCGCCAGAAACCUCUUCGCGACCGCAAAAAGAUACCACAGUAUAUAAACGUGCAUCAGCACAAAAAAAUAUAAUUUUUUUAUAUCUUCCAGAAGAGACGCGGACCACGAAAGACAACUGAUCCAGGACUUGAGAAAUAACGUCCAGGCCAUCGAACUGGCCAUCACCCUCAAUCUAUCUACCAAAAAUACGUCUGGCGAGAAAUUGAUCGACUAA
Molecule: messenger RNA, 3356 nt
Organism: Caenorhabditis auriculariae
Lineage: Eukaryota; Metazoa; Nematoda; Chromadorea; Rhabditida; Rhabditidae
Source: the annotation of a GenBank genome assembly